AUGAGAUGCAGACAGCGAAGAACGGUGUAUUGCAGUAGAAAUCGCUAGAAACAUUCAGGUGAUUUGAUUUCAUUCCUAUGAUCAAUCAUGAUUGUCAACACAUACACACAAAAAAUCCAUAUGUAAAUCCGUAUAAUACAAUAGAGAUAUUUUUUGUGUAUAUCUAUAUCUAUAUCUUUAUAUAUGAAAAGGAAACCUAGGCGGUGAAAUGCUAGAUGACGCCAUGGACAGUAGGGACGCUGACAUGAUGGAGGCCGAGGCGGCGACGGUGGCGCCGCCGCAGGAGAUGACGUCAAUUUCCGACCAAGUCGAAUCCGUGAGAGGUUUGCUCACAUUUGCUCGCCAGCUCAUCGAUCAGGGCAAGCCUUCACAGGCUCUUCAAGCGGUGGUGAUGGCAAUGAAAACCAAAGGCGGAGAUGAGGCCGUAUUUCAAGUCCUAAACAGUACACGUGAGCUGUACAGAAACAAGUUGCAAGCAAGUGCUGCUGCUGAUGAGUUGGCUUCUUUAUUUGCCGAGUGUGCAAUUGCCGAAGCCCUGCCUUUGAAGUCUGCAGAGUCUGAACAUAACACGGUGAGUGAAUCUACUGAACACAAUGCUCAUCGAACUUCUAUCCUGGCAGAGACUGGUCGGAAUCAAAUUGUGCUCGACGCCUUCUCAGAUGGAAGUAGCUUUGUAUGUUUACAAUGUGGGGGUCUAGUUAGUAAUCAUCGCAAAGAGGAACAUUAUGCAUACUGGUGUGGCAAAAUCUGACCAUGUCGGGCACUUGAGCAGGACACUAGCUCUGGUUCAUGAUGCACGUGAUAUGUGGAUACGGUGUGCACAAUCAUACUUGUAUUGCAUUGGACUGCCUAUCUUGUAGCUUUUGAUUCCAGCUCUAUGAGUCCCGCAGUCUUGAUCAUUUACCAGCAAAACUUAUCAUGCAUCAGAUUUAGAGGAGUGAUUAGUAAAAAUAUGUUCCCUUGUAUCUGAGAAUCAUGUACCCAUGCAGUGUUUAAAUCUUUACCAUGGAAAAAAAUGAGCAAUUAUUUUGCUUCUGUAAUGGCUUUCAAACUAUGUUUUGGAUUGUAUUGCCACGAUAACAGCAUCUUUGGUCCUGUUUUACAGGGUCUUGGCUUAAUGAGUUAAUCUCAUAUAAGCUUUUAACGAUCUAAACAUGUUUCGAGUUCAAUGA
Molecule: messenger RNA, 1172 nt
Organism: Camellia sinensis
Lineage: Eukaryota; Viridiplantae; Streptophyta; Magnoliopsida; Ericales; Theaceae
Source: RefSeq, a predicted model, not a curated record